Messenger RNA from Urocitellus parryii (Arctic ground squirrel), 446 nucleotides. It is a transcript of the gene C5H10orf105, whose product is annotated as chromosome 5 C10orf105 homolog. The record is from RefSeq and is a predicted model, not a curated record. NCBI's taxonomy places the organism in Eukaryota, Metazoa, Chordata, Mammalia, Rodentia, Sciuridae.
AUGAGCACAGAGGGCUCCAGUCUCUCCAGCCCCAGGGCCGCCAGACCCCAGGACGCCUUCACGGCUCCUGUCACCCCUGGGACUCUCACAGGGGUGACGGACCCCCUCCCUGUGCUCAUCGCCCUGGCCUGCAUCUUCCUCCUGCUGGCUUCUUGUCUACUGUUCCUGAUCCUCUGCAGGCCGGCUGCUCUGGACCCCCGCCACCGCAGGGCCCGCGAGUGCAUGCCCCACCACCCCGAGAGCCCCAGCGAGCCCCGGCUCCRGCUUUGGAAGCGCCUAGGCUCCCUGCGUCGCUCUCUGCACAGCUUCCGGAGGGGGUGGCUCACCGCCCCUCCACGGCCACUGCCAGGCCACGACAACACCCCGGGCUGUGACUGCACGGAAUCGACCAAAAUGUGACAGGCGUUUCCAAACAGAUGCCCCCACUAUCCUCCAGCCCCRGCAGA